Microcebus murinus (gray mouse lemur) is the source of this 16513-nucleotide messenger RNA. It is a transcript of the gene FMN1, whose product is annotated as formin 1. The record is from RefSeq and is a predicted model, not a curated record. Gene Ontology annotation, biological process: cortical actin cytoskeleton organization; actin nucleation. NCBI's taxonomy places the organism in Eukaryota, Metazoa, Chordata, Mammalia, Primates, Cheirogaleidae. Gene Ontology annotation, molecular function: microtubule binding; actin filament binding. Gene Ontology annotation, cellular component: cytoskeleton; actin filament; cytoplasm.
AGCCUGGUACUGAUUGUUAUUUAACAAAUAGUUAUAAAGAAAAUCAUAUGGGUCAAAUGCUACCUAAUUAUAUGUGUAUUUUCACUUACAGUCGUCCUUGGGGUACUUGGGAGGUUGGUUCCAAGGCUCCCCUUCCUCUGCAUAUACUCAAAUCCAUACAUACUCAAGUCCCCAAAUCAGAACCUACGUACAUGAGGCUGACUCUCCAUAUAGGCAGUUUUUAAUCUCCCAAAUACUGUAUUUUCAAUCAGUGUAAACUGUAGUUAUCUGAAGUGGAUCAUUUUUAAUCUGGCCUUUUGCACAGAUGUGGCUAUUAGAGAGUUUAAGUGUCUUGAGGUUAGAACAAAAGAGAAUCAGCUGAGCUUGUAGUAGGUUGUAAAGGAUGAAAAUGUUGGCUUCUACUGGUUUUGUGUAUAGGUGCUCAUUAAAUAUUUCAGCAUAUAAUUAGACACUGAGAUAAAUAAUGUCCAAGAGAAGUUAUUGUUCUCUCCCCUGAAAGUGUUAAAGCUUUAAAUAGAUUCAUUUUUCAAGACCAGCCAACUUACGUCAAAUUUGUAGGUUGCUUAUUUGAGCAUUAUAAUCUGAAACACUUUUCAAUUCCCCAAGUGACCAGAAGUGGUAACAUUUCUCAUAGUCAAGAGAACCAGUGGCCCGAAAGAGUCAACACUUAAAAGAUCUUCAAAGAUUACGAUGCUGAUCUUUCUUACUCAUCUUCAAUGCAGGCUUUCGUUCCAAAUUGUUUUAGGUUCAACUAUUGCUAUUCAGACUGAGUGUGGCGUACAAAGUCCUUGGUUACAGUGUAUGACAAAAGAGUCACCUUUGUCUUGGCUGGUUUCCCUACUAAACUAUGUUUCAAGCAGUGGAGGGCUGGGGUAUCUUCAUUUUUGUAUCCUCAGAGCCUCAUUCACAGUUGGUGCUCAUUAAUGAUAUUGGAUGAGUAUGUCUUUGUAACCAGAGUCAUGCUUAUAAAUGGAGGAGAAUGGUAUGGGUAAGCUGGAAGAUCUCUUGACAUGUUCGAGCCCAGAGGAUUCUGUGUGUUAUCUAUGGUUAGUAGACAAGUCAGCUAGGCGUUACUGGAUUUCUUGAUUAUUAUUAUUUUGUUUUUCUUCUAAGAAACAUCUCUGGAUUUUUUUUUUUUAAGUUACACAGGAGAAAAGAAUGGUCAUUCUCAGAUUUUUUUGUGAAGUUGUCUUCUGUAUCAUCACAGAAGACAAAGUGUCAUUCACAUCUUAGAAACCACCAAUGAACUGGCUGUGAAACACCUUUGUACUUCAAGACUUAGCUGUGUGUGUCAUUCUAUUAGGGAAGGAAGUGGAGCUCUGGGCUUUAGAGUAGUGGUUAAAAAUGUGGAUUCUGAGGCCUGACUGCCUGGAUGAAAGUUCUAGUCCACCAUUCACUGGCUCUGUGAACGUAGGCAAGCUAUUUUAGCUUUCUGUCCCUUGGUUUCCUAGCAGGAAGAAGAGAAUAAUAAUACCAACCUCAUAUAGUUGGUAUUUGUAUCAAAUGAGUUAAUAUGUGUGGAUCACCUAAAACAGUGCUUGGCACCUAGUAAAUACUCAAAUGUUAGAUGAUGAUAUUACCAACUUACUAGCUGUGUAACUUUGGUCGGUAACCUUCUCUCAGCUGUGCGUGCUUAACUUUUAAAAUGAUCAUCAUAAUAUCUUACUGAGCUAAAGCCAAGGGGGUGAAAUCAAAUAAUUUCUUGGAACCAAAGACUUGCCCCAUUUUCUGUGAAACUGUGUUCAUCUGUGAGUAUUGACAGGAUGCUUAAACUUUAUAAUUUUAUAUCAUUUCAUGGUAUAAAAAGGGCCAACAGCCCCUUCCUGCCUAUGUCCCAUUUUGCCCAAAUCUGUUGCAAGACCUGGAAAUUUCUUCUGGAAAUCAAUAAUUAGUUAUGUCUGACAAAAUGGAGGCUUCUCUCUUAAAAAAAAGAAAACAGCACCAAAUAUGUGCCAUGUCUCCUCCCACCCCCUACAUCAAGUUGUCUGCAUAGCUGUUAAGAAGACAGAUCUUAUGAUCUGGUGUAAUGAUUCCUUCUUUCCACAAUCUUGAAGAAGCAGAAGUUUGAUUUUUAUCAGUGGGCAUUUUUUCUAGACAGGAAGCUUGUUCUGAGACUUAAAUUAUACCAUUGAAUUUUUCUGCAUUGUCCAGGUGGCUUUUUGAUUGAGUGUGCCUCAGUUAAUAAUCCCAAAAUAUACUACGAUCAAGAGCAAACAGGACAGUAUCAAUUCCGAUACAAGAUUAAAUCAGGGUUUAGAAAAUGCUCUCUUAAAUUUCCCAUAGUGGGAUGUCAUGAUAUGUAUACCUUUUUAUUUGCAUGAGGAUUCCUUUUCAACACAUUGCUAGAAAUGUAUGUUUCCACUAUUAAUACUUACAAAUAUUGUUUUUAGUACUGUUAGCAAUGUAUGACAUACAGCCAUUCCUUGCUGCAGAUAAAGCAAGACUGUCAUUUUACUUGUGGCUAGAGCUUCCAUUUUGCAGAAGAAAUUGCUGUUUGUGUAUAACACUUGACCACAAUCUUCUUGGAGCUUUGCUCCAAGAGAGCUGGCAAUGACUAUUAAGCCAAUCUGACUUUCCUCCUGAUCCGGCACAAUGCCCUGUCCAUCUCAGCUGCUCAUCACAUGCCUUGCACACUGGACCAGAACUGAAAAACAGACCUUCAGGUAGGACAGGAAGCCAUCCCAAGAGGCAGCUAUGCAGCUGGGAAACAGAGCUACAAUUUUUCACCCACAUCCUUAGUUGCCAGGUUCCCAGCAUAUAAUCAGAGUCCUGGAAACGACAUUGAGCUGAUGUUUGGAGGUUGUUUUGUCUGUCCUGUUUUUGUUUUAGGAAAAUUGGGUCUGUGAUAGAGACUUUACCGAUAAGAGACCUUUCAGAUGUUUUGCCCUUUAGGGGAAUGUGGAUCCUUGGGGACCUUUGAAUUGCUUUGCCUAACAAGGCAGGUUGUGUGUUAUGUGGUGUCAUGCCAACUUUCAUUUAGUUGGUUGGAAUGCCAAAGCGGAGAAGGGAGUCCCACUGCUGCCAGGAUUCCUAAGGAAGCCAGCACAUCACAGCUGCUGAACAGAAAGAAGCCUGCGGUUGGCACAGGGAGUGUGGAGGAUAAUCAUUCCUGCCGCGCCAGGGCUGUUUACUCUGCCACCCUAUGGCUGCUGCACACUGGGCGUGGUGGGCGUGCUUGCCUAGUACCUGUUUGCAGAGCACGGAGACAGCCAGGGCAGAGCUAAAACAGCAGUAAUCUGAAACCAGUUGUGUUGGUUUUCCUUCUCUGACUUGGCAGCUAAAAAUCUGCAUUCCAGAUGAGACCUGUGGGGAAGCGGAAGAAAGCACUUAAAAAAAAAAAAAAGAGCUUCAAGGGCAGUAAAUUAACUGCUUUGAGAGUUCUGGUCAUUUUGAGAUGAUCUAUUUCUUUCCUUCGUUUCUUUGAUCUGGGCUUUGUAAGUGGCUGUUGAUCUGUGCGCACUGCUGGUUUUUUGGCUUGGAUGGCCCAGGUAUCUGAUCAUAAUCCAAAUGGAAGAGAGGGCCUGUCUGAGGAGUAUUUCAGUCCUUUUCUGCUGAUUCACUUCUGAAUUCCUUGGGCUGCUCCAGGCAGUGGUUAAGGGCUGUCAGGGUCAGCUUGCCGGCUCAGCACUUUCAGGAGCCUCCACUGGCUCACCAAUGAGGAAGUUGAAUGCCACCAGGAGAACCGCCGGCCGGCCCUGGGGCGGAGCUCCUCAUGAAGUCCUGGGCUGGGAUUACUGGGCAGGCUGACUUUCCCUAUGACAAAAAGCCUUUUGUCCACCGGAAUAAAUACGGAAGUCCCAGAAGAGCAGCCUCCCCGUCUGUGUGUAGUAAGGUGCACAGCUCGGCUGCCUCUGGGUGUUGAGCUCCACAGGCGUUUUACAGCCGCCCUGGGCACACCAUCAUCACGCAAACCGGAAGGAAGACACAGUGACCUGAAAGAGACCAAGGGUGUUCGCGGUGUGGCUGAGAGCCUGACUCUCGGGUCCUGUUGCUUUCUGUCCUGUAAAUUAAGAGCAGAUGGAGUGGAUAAACUGAGAGUACAGGGGAAGGUAACACGAGUCGGAACUUCCACCACGGGUGUUACUGAGACAUGGAGGAGGUUGGCGAAUCUCUGAAUGGCAGUGAUGUCUCGGAACCGGACAGACCCGCAGCCGGACUUGAAAUGGCUCAGUCGAUCCUGAGUAAGUUCUCUAUGAAAUCCUUGUUUGGAUUUACGAGUAAAUUGGAAUCUGUGAAUCCUGAAGAGGAAGAUGCUGUGCUGAAGGCAUUCCACAAAUUAGGCGCAGAUCCCAUACCUGGGCAGGAGGAGGCAAAGGCUCGGGUUCCACCUGACCUUGGAAAUGAUGGGAAGACUGUGGAGACAGAGUCGGAGGGAAGUCAGAGGAAAGCUGAAGCAGGGACUUCUCUUCCUGGUCAAGAGCUCCUUCCACUCACUGCUUUGAGUGUGACCACAGACGAUGUCAUUUGGGUCCGUGGGACCCUGGUGCACACCACCAGUGAUUCCGAUUCUGAUGACGGUGGCCAGGAACCAGAGGAGAGAAGCAGCACCAAUGGCCCAAAGUCUCCCAGUAUUGUUUUAUCUGAACCAUCUCAGGAUCCUGAAGAAAAACCAGGAGAUCCCAGAGAAAGUAUUGCCACCGGGGAAAUAGAUGAUGCAGAGCUCUGUGCAGAAGAUUCUCAAAGGACUCCACCUGAGAUAAAUAGCCAACUGGAAUCUGGCCAUGGUGGCCUUCAGACAGAGCACAGCCCCAGCCAGGGCCAGGCUGAAAAAGGGUCUCAAGUCUUACCUGCAGUAACAGACCAGAAUGUGAGUGUUGAUAUCACAGAGAAUGCAUCUUCUAAAAGAGAAGUCCCUGGAGAGAAGUCAUUCCAGCUUCCAGCUUUUUUUAGUGGGCUUCGUGUGCUGAGGAAGGGGGCUAUAGCUGAGGGAGGGGAGACCAUCACUGAAAUUAAACCAAAGGAUGGGGACCUGGCUUUGCUCAAAUUGACCCAGCCUGUGCAGAAGUCCCUAGGGCCACAGACAGUGAGGAGUGGGGAGAAAGCAACUGAUCCGAAGGCCACUCCCACUCUGCUGGAGCAGCUCUCUCAGCUUCUCAGCAUUGACAUGUCCAAAACCGAACCGAAGGCAGCAGACCCUGAGUCGCUCAGGAAAGAAGAGAUGGGCUGCAGUGCUGACCAGGACAGCCAGAGCGGCUCUGGAGAAGCCCAAACCCAGGACAGUGAGAUCAAACCAAAACCACCGGAGACUGCCCUGGAGGCCUUUAAAGCCUUAUUCAUCCGUCCCCCCAAAAAGGGGACCACAGCGGACACCUCUGAGCUGGAAGCUCUCAAGCGCAAGAUGAGACAUGAGAAGGAGUCCCUAAGAGCUGUGUUUGAACGGUCCAAGUCAAAGCCAGCGGAUAGCUCCUGUGAUUCCAAAAGCCCUGACCAGAGCCCCACUGAGCAGGACGAUAGGACUCCUGGCAGGCUCCAAGCUGUCUGGCCACCCCCAAAGACAAAAGACACGGAAGAAAAAGUGGGAUUGAAGUACACUGAAGCAGAAUACCAAGCUGGUAUUUUACACUUGAAGAGGGAGCACAAAGAAGAAAUUGAAAACCUGCAGGCCCAGUUUGAACUUCAGGCAUUUCAUAUCCGGGGGGAGCAUGCGAUGGUAACAGCGAGACUAGAAGAAACCAUUGAGAAUCUCAAACACGAGUUAGAACACCGAUGGCGAGGAGGAUGUGAGGAGAGGAGAGACGCGUGCAUCUCCACCGACGACGACUGCCCUCCAAAAACCUUCAGAAACGUGUGCAUCCAGACAGACAGGGAGACCUUUCUCAAGCCCUGUGAGGGUGAAAGCAAGACAACCAGAAGUAACCAAAUAGUACCCAAAAAGCUGAAUAUCUCCUCUUUAGGCCAACUUUCUCCCCCAAAUGACUGCAAAGACAUCCACACACCACUUCAGUCUGUGGAAGGCAUGUCAUCAAAUCAGCAGAAGACGUCACCUCCCCCUCCCGCACCGCCGUUACCCUCAUCCGUUCCUCCCCCUCCUCCCCUCCCACCUGGACUUGGACCUUUGUCACCAGCAUCUCCAAUGCCACCUGUGAGUGCUGGGCCUCCGCCGCCCCCUCCGCCACCGCCUCUACCUUCAAGUGCCGGACCUCCACCACCACCGCCCCCACCACCGCUUCCUAGCUCCCUGGUUCCACCCAGCCCCGGGGGUCCCCCUCCUGCUCCUGCACCCCCAGGACUUGCACCCCCACCCCCUCCCGGGCUCUUCUUUGGACUCAGCUCUUCUUCCAGCCAGUGUCCUCGAAAACCAGCCAUUGAGCCCAGUUGUCCCAUGAAGCCUUUAUACUGGACUAGAAUACAAAUAAAUGAUAGGAGCCAAAAUGCUACGCCAACCUUAUGGGAUUCCUUAGAAGAACCUAACAUCCGGGACCCCAGUGAAUUUGAGUAUUUGUUCUCCAAAGACACAACUCAGCAGAAGAAAAAGCCUCUGUCAGAGACCUAUGAGAAAAAAAACAAGGUCAAAAAGAUCAUCAAGUUAUUGGAUGGAAAACGAUCUCAAACUGUGGGAAUCUUGAUAUCUAGUUUACAUUUAGAAAUGAAGGAUAUCCAACAGGCCAUUUUCAAUGUGGACGACUCUGUGGUUGAUCUGGAGACCCUGGCAGCCUUGUAUGAAAACAGAGCUCAAGAGGAUGAAUUGGUUAAAAUAAGAAAGUAUUACGAGACAUCUAAAGAAGAAGAAUUGAAGCUACUGGAUAAACCUGAGCAAUUUUUACAUGAGUUAGCCCAGAUUCCUAAUUUUGCUGAACGUGCCCAGUGCAUAAUCUUCAGAUCUGUCUUUUCUGAGGGUAUCACCUCUUUGCACCGAAAGGUAGAGAUCAUCACACGAGCUUCUAAGGGCUUGCUGCACAUGAAGAGUGUGAAGGAUAUUUUAGCUCUCAUUCUGGCUUUUGGAAAUUAUAUGAAUGGAGGAAACAGGACUCGGGGACAAGCUGAUGGAUAUAGCUUAGAAAUUCUGCCCAAACUGAAGGAUGUCAAAAGUCGGGAUAACGGGAUUAAUCUGGUGGACUAUGUCGUGAAGUAUUACCUGCGUUACUAUGAUCAGGAAGCUGGAACAGAAAAGAGUGUUUUCCCCUUGCCUGAGCCACAAGAUUUCUUUCUGGCCUCCCAAGUCAAGUUUGAAGACCUCAUAAAAGACUUGAGAAAACUGAAGAGGCAACUAGAAGUGAGCGAGAAACAGAUGACGGUGGUGUGCAAGGAGUCCCCAAAGGAGUAUCUCCAGCCUUUCAAGGACAAACUAGAGGAGUUCUUCCAGAAAGCCAAAAAAGAGCAUAAAAUGGAAGAAGGUCACUUGGAGAAUGCACAGAAAAGUUUUGAAACAACAGUAGAAUAUUUUGGGAUGAAGCCAAAGUCCGGUGAGAAGGACAUCACACCGAGCUAUGUGUUUAUGGUGUGGUACGAGUUCUGCAGUGACUUCAAGACGAUUUGGAAGCGGGAGAGUAAAAACAUAUCUAAAGAAAGAUUGAAAAUGGCUCAGGAAUCAGUCAGCAAGUUGACAUCAGAGAAGAAAGUGGAGACGAAAAAAAUCAACCCCACUGCUAGUCUGAAAGAAAGACUGCGCCAGAAGGAAGCCAGCGUGGCCACCAACUAAGAUGGAGACAAGACACAUGGAAACGAUGACAGUGGAGAUGUAUGUAGGACUUCCCAUGCUCCUUUGCAACACCAAUGCUGCAGGAAGUUCUUGAAAGAUAUGUUACUAAAUGUUUGUCUUACUCAUCUCUUUCUGAGAUCGUCUGCAGAAAGCGCUUCGUGCCUUCUUUAAGAAGUCCCUUAUUUUGAGCCACAGGAACAAUGAAAAGCUAUUUAAGGGAACAUUGCAGAACGUUUGAUAAUUGUUUCUUUUAGAGGUCCAAAGUCCAUUCUAUUGUAAGACUAGAAAAAAAUACCAAGAUUUUCCGAUUAUUUUUUUUAAGCUGAGAUUUCAAGCUUUGUAACCCAAGCUUAAUAUACCUUGUGACGGAAGAAGAGAAGGAUCUUUUAUGACAGUCACCUUGGGAGAGUUGAAGCUUUGGUCUUUGCACACUGCUGUUUGGAUUAUUGGUCUUAAUUCUGAUCAUGUUGCAGCAAGAUCCUGUAGCAUCUCUCUCACCAAAAAUGUUGCAACUCACCAAAAUUAUUUUUAAAGAAGUCCAAGACUGUGUAUUUCCCAGAAUAGAGAAGUGAUUUUGUUAUUGCUGCUGUUCAUGUAACGGAAAGGAGAAACAAUGGAAUUGUACAUGGGUAGAGAGGGGAAUAAAUAGCCAUAAACUUCAUCCUGGAGAACAAGUUAUGAUACAGGGAGUUAUCAGUCAUUAAGUGAGGGCCCAUUCUUUUGCUUUUGUAUCAGUUCAUUGUUGGUUUCCUGGGCCAGCAGAGAUUCUACACCUCAGCUCCCAGAAGAAACUGUAAUCCUUAAGCAGGAACAGCCUUGGGGGCAAGCAUACCUGCUUGGACAUGUGACACCUUUCACAUUUCAAAGUAUUUGUGAGUGGGUAAUGCCAUGUUCGUACACAGCUGAGUUCCUCAUCGUGUUCUUUGUGUACAGCUGGACCUCUCCUACCACCUCCAGGAGCGCAAGUGCAACGCGCAGCGUUCUAUCAUGACUGGCUGGCAGGCAGGUGAAAUAGGGUGAAGCAGAAAUCUUUGAUGUUAAAACACUUAAAGGCAGGAAAAAAAGUUCAUUACAUCAAAAUGAAAAGAUGGUGAUUAUAUUAAUACUAAGCUUCGAGUAGAAGACCCCGCAUAGCCAGCUUUUUCUAACCCUGGCUCUCGAGUCACAGACAAAAACCACCUUGGACCUCUCCAGGACAUUUUUGCCAUUAAGUGGCCACUCUUUGAAUCUGUCUUAUGAGGGGAGAAGAAAGAGGGUUGAAGCUGGAUCGAGAAUAGGAUGAAAGACUGUCAUUUUAGGCCUUGAAAGAAGAGAGGCCCAAACUUUUCUCCUACAAUUGGUGGAAGACAAUCUAGAGAUGAACAAGAAUCUUAAAUUCCUUCCUGAUCCAGCUGCCACGUGUGGCCUUCCCCUUGACCCGCAUCUUUUCAGAACCCUUGAACUUUCCAGGUGCCUGAGUGUCUUCCCAGGAUAUGCCUGCCAGUCAUCAGCCCCUCUCAGGGACACUCCUAUACCGGAUUCAGCUAAUGAAAGCAGCAUCAUAUCCUAAUAUAAUGCCAGCCUUGGAAACCAAGAAUGCACCGGCAGGAUCCAAUCAAGUCACAGAAGCCAUAUACAUGCAGGUGCUAACCACCUUCCCUGAUGGUUCAAAAGAGAGGAAUAUGGUAACAUGGUUGGAUUUUGUUUUUAAUUCAAAAUAAAGGAAUGAGACAAGCAAAAUAGAAAAGCUGAAUAAGAAACACAACUGAAAAGGCUUGAAGUUGAUUGUGAGCAGGAAGCUUUUCAUAUCGCUUUCUUAUAUAGUUCCUCUUCAUUUUCACUGAACGGUGAAGAAAGCCAAGGGAAUUCAUCAAUUUAAAACAAAUUCCACUUACUGCCAUCCUGUGCUCCGUGGCAUUCCUUCUAGUGUUAUCAUGUAGAAGAAAAGUGCUAUCUUUGCACAUGCCAUGGAAAUUGGCCCUGAGUUCAGGGAGCCCAGUGGAAGUCUGGAACUUUUUGGGUCCUUCUGGAUCCUUUAUAGACUUGAUGGGAGAGAGCAGCAGGAAGUUUUCAGUGGAGUUGCUGCAGUCCACUUCAGGCCUCUAAGUAGGAUUCUCACAGAAAUCCCUGAAGGUAAGCAGGACUGUCACUGUGGGCCAUAUCACCCUUCAGGGACAACCUGGCAAAGAACCAGUGCUGAAGAAUAAUGAGUGGAAACAUUUGAGAGCUAGACAAAUGCAGCCCACUGUGGAUUUCAUCCUAGUGAACAGACUAAAAUUUUGCAGUAAAAUGCCUAUUUCUCAAGAGCAAGGUUUUCUGCCUCUGUUGGGGAAAUCUAGUGGUUGUGUCACACUAGUGAAAUGUAUUACAUUAAGUGCGUCCAGACACCAUGGCAGAAUCUCCAUUGUUCUCACCCAGUUUGAACCCUGUCUGAGAUGCCCCCUACCAAGUCCAUUGAAGUACCACAUUGUUGGCCCAGCCUUCAUUGCUAACUCAAGUUGAUGCUCUGUAAAGGUUAACGAGAAUUUUCUCAAGGCAGUCCAUCUACAGUAAUCUGGAGGCCUUUCAAAUGAUCCCUCUGAAAUACAGUUGAGAUUGUGUUCAACGCAAUAGGUGUGUCUGAACUUUUCACUGGAGAAGAGGUGGUUGGGAUACCACUUGGCAGCUCGAGCACUUCAGACAAGCAGGCUAAGUGGCUGUUCUAGGCGCAGCCCUCCCUGAACUAGAAGGGAGAGUGGUCUUCUCAUUCAACAAGAAAUACUACCCCGUGUUUAACCGGACAUGCACACCUGACAUGCUAGUAGGACUCUAAGCAACCUUCACUUAUGAACAACUUCGUCUCUUCCUAGCCAACCAAGAUUCAUUAAAUAAGAGCGCAGAUUGACAACAGUUCAGAUUCUUGCACGAGCCAUCGGCACUAAUCAUUAAGCACACAAGUAUAUCAUACAUUACGCUAAAACAUUACAUAGAAAGGUAGGGAAAAAGCAUCAGUCCUGUGAGAUGUCAAAAAUAAGGUUAGGAGCUGUGCUGUGUAUGGGUUUUAACUCAAAACGAGGCAGCUUACUGGGGAAAAAAAAAAUAGAAAAGUAUGGCCACACAGAAAUGGAUGUAUAUGAUGAUAGUGGGGACCCAGAGGUCACGGGGGAUGGCCCUGCUGCCCAGUAGUUGCCUUUUGAGUCUUUAAGUUGAUGUCGAUGAUGCCUGUCACACUCACACUGCAACUAGCCAGGAAUUAUGGAGAAAGAUUUUCUGAACUCUGAAUAGUAGGAUAAGGAAACCUAGUGGUGCUAUUACAUCUUCAGCAUUCUAGCUGAAACAGAUUGCCAGUACAGCUGAGGAAUCGAAUGUCAGAUGAGAUGCUGAUCUCCCCUUGCCCAGGAAGGACCAUAGAAGCUGCAAACCUGCUAAGCCUCCUAUGGACACCUCCUGUUUACAUAAGGACAGGCAUUUCCUAAAUGAAAAGUUCAUAUACUGCUAAUAAAGAAACUGGAAAAACUGAAGGAAGGAAUCAAACAUGGUGAUACUAAAUACUUCCAGCAAUAUAAAGGAGUCAACAGUAUGUUUUUAUGUGUUUUUUUUUUCCCAAUCAGAUGUAGCAAAAGUGAUAUACGCGUAUUUUUGGUAAAGAUUUGUCCAUUGGCCUAGGGUUUCCUAUCUCUCUAUAGAUUAUGGUGCCUGCCAUGGGGACGUUUUCAUUUUAAUUACAUUCUUCCUUUCCUGAAAGCUGUAUGUUUUCAUUUCUGUUUCUAUUUCUCCCUUGCCUGGCAUCACUGAUGCAGAACAUUGCACCCAGCAGCACAGCAAACUGCACCUGGUCAGUGCAUGAACGGGAACUGGCAGUGCAGACGUACAGGUUCUUGCCCAGUAACCAGGCUGCAGCGUUGACAGGGGGACCUCUUCAUUCCCUGACAUCCUAAAUCAGUCUGUUUUGUAGUACUUGCCCCUUCACCCCUAAAUAAGAAAUAUAAGAUCAAUUUAGAGAUUUAUGUGGGAAGGGAAUAAGUCCAAAAAAUGUAGCCCCUCCCCCUAAAAAAAUAUUAAAUAUUUUAUUUGCAAGGUAGUUUAAAUUGUCUUUAAAAAAUUGCUAACAAGAAGUAUUUGUUAGAUUUGAGCUUUAUUUUUCUUUGAUGCACCCUGUUCUAAUGAGAAAACAUUACAAAGGGGAGAUGGGAAAGAAAAAGCUUCAGCAGAUUUGGUCAUCUACAAAUUGGUUUAUAAGUUCCCAAAUCACAGGGAAAAAAAAUAAAAGGACAUACUAUGAAAUGCAAUGUUGUAUGAGUCCUAUGCACAUAAGAAUUUGAACAGCUUUGAUGGCUGAUGACUAUGGACAAAGUAAGAGGUACCUACUGCCUGCUUGAGAUUUCAGCCUAAACCAGGCAAUUUUUAGAAUAUGGAUUUAAAAGAGCCAAGAAUUAUCUCAAAUAGUUUAUUUUUGAAAUAGCUGGAUAUAUGAAGAAGUGGUGUGAUAUAGUAGGAGAAAUGCUAGACCAUCAAAAUUUCCUUAGUCUGGGUCCUCAAGCAGUUUUUAAGUCAGUGGACCAACCAGAAGACCAUGAGUACCGUAUUUCAUAUAUUAACUAUCUUGCCUUUAGGAACCCUGCAACUGAAGAGAGUGGACUGAACAAAGGAAUGAACUUUCAUUCAUGUCUGCUACUUUGUCCUUGUGAGGAGAUCUGCAACACAGAUGGAACAAGUCUAUCUAACCAAGCUGAUAGGGAUUGAAAAGAAUGGAUAAUUUUUAGCCUUCCCAAAAUGCAAAUAACUUGUUGGAUGUAUUUCCAUUUUCCAGCUAUAGAGAGAAACAAGCCAGCUGCUUGGAAACUCUUAUUGGUACAGAAGUGGCUUAUAGAAAAGCACCUUCAGAAACCAGACUCAGCAGAUCUUUCUCCUUUAGACUUACAUAGUAGUAUUCAUAACUGAAUUAGCAAUUGAAUCCAGGCAUAACCGGGCUCAGUUAUAAAGCCAUAUGUGACUGGGAGUCUCAUUUUGUGUCAUUUCUGCACACCCGUCAGCUGUUGACACCUUUUUAGAGGCACUGAAUUUUAGUUUCACAAUUCUUCAUUUCCCUUCCCAAGGAGUGGGCAAUCUACCAGAUUCUCCCAGAUCAAUGCUUUGCUGGGAAGUAAUGAAUUUCAGAGACUUUUAACAUGUCAAACUUGAAGCCAGUUCAGUAGCCUUAUUUGUUCCAAGACUCUUAGCCAACACUGUGAUAUAACCUUAGCUUUUGGGAAAUUCAUGUAGUUAACAACUUACUUGGAAACAUGAAGAUAUUAAAAUGGCAGCUGGCUCUGUCUCUUAAGCCACUAUGCAGUUUCUACUGAUGAGAGAUUAGGGAAGCAAAUGGAGCUUCAUUCAGUAGGUCGGCUGUCCUCAAGUAGAAUUGAUUGGACUCAUGUCCCCAGCCCCUCUCCUAACUACCUUGGUGACAACCAAUGGCAUAGAGAACCCUUUCUUUUCAUCUCUCCCUGCUGUGAUAUGGUGGUUCCCUUCAGUCAGUAGCUCACAUGAACUCCAGACUUUAUUGCAUAUUACAACUAUGAACUACUUGAUCUGGGGAAGACUGACUUAAUCCCAAUUUUUUUAUAUGAAAGUGAUAGCAAGAAUCAUUCAUUUAUUCUUCUACAUUCUAUCUAUACUCAUAUAAUUUUCUAUUUUUUUAAUCUUAAACAUACUGAGAAUCUCCAGUCUUUCCUAAAAGCUGAUCCAACUAUAUCUAUGGGCUAUUUUCUUAUGCUUUCUGUGAAACUUGAUAGCAUAAUGCACAUGACAGUAUCGUUUCAGGCAGAAAUUCACAUCCAGAGAAUUUGGCACGAAGUAAACAACCCUUCUACCACACUUGAGCUCUCCUGUGAGCUGAACAUUCUACCCCUGCAGACAUGUAGGGUCUUUCUACCUUUGAAACUGUAAGAGUAUCUUAAAAGACAGUGAAUAUUUCUCAUGUAUAAAAUGAACUGCCAAUGCAUUAUUGCAUAGGUAGUACAUCAAGUAUAAGAAAUCAAAUGUUUUCAGGCAUACAUUAGCAGUGGCUUGUCAACAUCUUUGCCACAUUUUUAUCUACUUUUCUUCAUUGUUCUCUUCCAGGGCUUUCUUCCACUUUCAUGAAGCAGAUGCUUUUUUGGUUUUUUUUGUUUUUCAUCUAGGUUAGUUUUCCAGGUCCAUUUUUCAAAGAUGAAAAGUAGUCCUAUAGACCACUGAGUAUUCAGAGAAUUACUGUCUAUUUCUGCAAUGGCAUAAACAGACAUAGAUGUUUAGGAACAAACAACUCUCUGGUAACUCUUGGGAUGGAUUUUGAAUUCCAGAUCUCUUUCUAGGAUCUGUAUUAAAAAGUAUAUAGAAUACAAAUAUUGUAUUGCUCUUCCCAGUAAGGGGCUUAGAAGGACAUUCAAAAUCUUUCCAUUUUAGAUAUGUUUGCAUGAAUUAUAAAUAGCUCUUUUUUUCCUCUCUUCUUGCUAACUUGUCUCUAGAUAUAACCUUAUUUCUUCAGAUGUCUGACUACUAAUGCAUAAAGAAUGUAGUCUCAGCCCCACUGAGAUCCUUAAAAGGCUUCCAUUUCCAUUGGAAACAAAUCUAUGAGUGAGAGGGAAAAUCUAGUAACAAUUCUCUUGUUUGCUCACAAUGACACAAAUGGGAUUUUAGGGUCUACCAAAUGGAUCUAUUCCAAAAUAAUUAAUUUUAUAAUUCUGUAAUUUCCCAAGACACAAAUAAUGUGGCCUGUCAGCUAGAUGUAUAAUCUUCAAAGAGUAUAUACAUUAAGAAAAAAGGAUUUCCCUUUAAAGAACCAAUCUGAGAUACUCCUAAAAAGGCAGAAACUUUUAAAAUUAGGAAUUGUAUAAUUUUUAAGAAUCUUUAGAGAAAACAUGUCAUUGAUUCAUCAUAGUCUUUUCCUUUCAUUGAGUUUUAAUUUAGACCAACAUGGGAAACAGGGUGUCCUUGGAAUUUGAUUUAGGGAUCGUGUUUUGGCCUGGAAAAUAAGGACGGGCCUGCAUGCUCAGAACCUAAAUGAAGUCAGUCAGCAUCCUAGAAUGAGUCAGACCUAAGAGAGAUGUUAGUUAUUUCAACAGCUUUAGGCCUUAAUUUUCUUAGCAACUCUCUGGAUCUUUGAGGCUGCUUCCUAAGAUGCAUUUGAUCCAUGCAAUUAUUUGUCGUCAUUCAGCCUUUAGAGAUUGCAGACAAUGGGAUGAAGGAGAAACACAGGAGACAGGGGAGGAGAAAAAUUUGCACAAGGCCAGUGCAAUGUUUUGCUGAUAGAUGGCAUCGUUAGGGAGCUGGUAUUUUUUUGCUGUGAUUGUAUCAUGGGCAACUUUUCAAUGGAAAUUCAGGGAAUCUGUGUUGAGCAAAUGGGAGUGCCCGGUAUCUUGUACUGGUAAGUGCCAUACAAUAUAAUGGAAAAGCAGGUACCCUGGUAAAACUGGUCUGGACUUGGUUUAAUAACUCUUAUCAAUUUCACAUCUAUGGGGUUAUUUGUCCAUAAACCUUCCUGUUUUCUCCAUGCCUGUUCAAAAGUCAUUCUGGCAUCUAGCUUCAUUUCACUUUUCUCAUCUCGAUAUUGCUGCUUUAGCUUCCUUUUCCUUCACAUCCCAUAGGUGUUUUUUUUUUUGGUUUUUUUUUUUCCGACUUUACAGUUUCUCCCAGCCCAGCUUUUUUCAUCUCCCUGCAUCAUAGACAACCUGAUGUCUCCCUAGGCCCCCACUCCAUCCCCUCACACCCCGUGCUCCAUACUUCAGCCGUUUGGACAGGGAGUUCCACUGUCACCAAGGAGCCUGGGUGAGACACACUCCUGUGACUGCCUCUUGUUAAUGUCAGCAUCACCUCAUCACUUAGGCAAAAAGGAAAAUCCAUAAAAGAGACGGAAAAUACGUUUCUUUUUCAUUUUAUUCUACUUUAUUUUAAGAAGGUUAGGGUGGGGGGUUGGUUCUAGUCCUUCUCAGUUUCUCGUAGAUUUUACUUUAAACUGUCUAAUUAGGAGCCAUUCUUUUGAUAAAUUUAUAAAUCAGACCAGGUCACCAGCUAUGAUACAUAAAGACUGUAUUUUUGAAUUACAAGUAACUUUCUGUGCUGCUGGGCAAAUUGAGUUAAUUCUGUGCAAACAAACAUUUUGACUCAUAAGGCUUUUUAUUGCCACUCCAUGCUGACUGCUACUCAUGAUUCAAGCAUCUGCCCCUAAUCUGAAUCAGGAGGUUGACACUUUGUGGCUAUUUUCAGAUUCACAGUAACUGUUACACUCUUGGAAGCACUUAAAGAAAGUUUAUGCAUGUCUUAAAUAGUCAAUCAUUUGACCUGGUAAAGUGCUGGCUUUUCUGUUUAAUUAUUAGACCAGUAUAUUGAUAUAAUCUUAAAGGAUUUUAAGCAAUAACAAAGACAGUUUGGCAAAGGAGAAGGCACUUUAAAGACGUGAAACCUUACAUGCUCUUGGAUAUUUUUAAACAUAAUAAGCUAAUUUGAUUCAGGUAUUUUUUUCCCUUUAAAUUUUUAAAAAUAUAUAUUUCUAAUUUGCCUAUUUAAUUUUGUCAAAGUGGAGAAAUGCUCAUGAGUUGAAUUUGUAAAUGUCAUUUGCAACCCAAUGAAGUAUUUAUUUUUAAAAAGAAAAGGUGAAGGAACCAAUAUUGACUUGUACAUAAUGAGAAUUAUGUUAUAUAUAUAUAUAUAUUUUUUCCUCCUUGACACUGGUCACCAUAUCAAGUGUAUUUUUGUACAUAAUAUGUAUUGGUUAGAAAUUGUAGAUUGUUUAUUCAAAGAAUUCUAUCUGUGAUUAUAUUUAUCGUAACCUGUUGAUACCUCUGUUAAUUUCUUUUAAGAGAUAGAACUAUAUUUUUUGGAAAUUGCAGAGAAUUGCAUUCAUGGCUUUCAAUUGUAAAUAUGCUAAGGAUAUUUUAAUAAAUCUUGGUUUCAUGUCCA